CUGGGUGUCAGCUGAUGAGCAAUCAGGAGUCCUGCUUCUUCGUUUUCCGGCUGUCUUCAAACAGGAGCUGCUCCUCGUCCUCCACAGCGAACAGAGAUUUUUUUUCUCCCUUUCAUUUUUCACCUUCGUACAAAACCAGGGAGGGAGGAUACUUUUGUUUUCUCUUUCUUAAUAAAUACUCCUUUCAAAAAUUUUGAAAGUGGCUUCUGGGUAUUUGUGAGGUGGAAGAGGGACCCAUCGCCACUGAGUGCAGCAUGGGCUCGGAUGAUUCGUACAACUUUGUAUUUAAAGUGGUUUUGAUCGGGGAGUCCGGUGUGGGGAAGAGCAACCUCCUGUCCCGCUUCACCAAGAAUGAGUUCCUGCACGACAGCCGCACCACCAUCGGCGUGGAGUUCAGCACGAGGACCGUCCAGCUGGACAACUUCACCAUCAAAGCUCAAAUCUGGGACACAGCUGGGCUGGAGCGCUACAGGGCAAUCACCUCAGCCUACUACAGAGGAGCGGUUGGCGCGCUGCUGGUGUAUGACAUCAGCAAACAUCUGACGUACGAGAGCGCCGAGCGGUGGCUGAAGGAGCUGUAUGAUCACGCAGACCCUCACAUGGUGGUUAUGCUGGUGGGCAACAAGAAAGACCUGGAGAGCCUCAGGACCGUUCCCACAGAGGAGGCCAAAGAUUUUGCAGAUAAGAAAGGCCUCAUGUUCAUGGAGACGUCGGCGCUGGACUCCACAAACGUAGAAGCCGCUUUCAACGAAGUCCUCAAGGCGAUCCAGAAGAAGGUGGCCAGCAGAGAGGUGACCCGCGGCUCCAUCAGCGCAGUGACCCUGUCCAGUCCGCUGGGGCUGACAAGAGAGGCUCAGGACGAGCGGAAAGGCUGCUGCAAGAGUUCCUGAUGGACUGAUAUGUGUUGAACCAACACCAUGCUUGACUGAAGCUAAAGCCCUCAGCUUCUCUUUCAGUCCGAUGAGCGAGGCAGCGCAGUCUGUUGGAAACCUUUUUAGGUGUAAACUGUACAGUUUGUAGGUCAUUGAUUUAGUGCUCAGGCAUCGAGUGAAUCCGUCUUUUAUAGUCACGUUUUAUAUCAAAUGUUUCUUCAGAGCAGAGGGCCGGUGGGGAAAUUUCUACUUUAGGUAGCUGUGUCAUUCGUUCUCUUCAUGUUUUAAGAGAUGCUUUGCAAAGUCGUGUUUUGUUUUUUGUAAGCGGGAGAAUUUUGACUUGGAAUAAAUUAUUUAAAUGCU
Messenger RNA from Poecilia reticulata (guppy), 1235 nucleotides. RefSeq names its product ras-related protein Rab-25-like. The record is from RefSeq and is a predicted model, not a curated record. Lineage: Eukaryota; Metazoa; Chordata; Actinopteri; Cyprinodontiformes; Poeciliidae. Gene Ontology annotation, molecular function: GTP binding; GTPase activity.